Messenger RNA from Melanotaenia boesemani (Boeseman's rainbowfish), 5063 nucleotides. RefSeq names its product phosphatidylinositol-specific phospholipase C, X domain containing 1 (gene plcxd1.1). The record is from RefSeq and is a predicted model, not a curated record. The transcript has 7 exons. The coding region runs from base 562 to 1539 and encodes 325 amino acids. Gene Ontology annotation, molecular function: phosphoric diester hydrolase activity. Gene Ontology annotation, biological process: lipid metabolic process. Lineage: Eukaryota; Metazoa; Chordata; Actinopteri; Atheriniformes; Melanotaeniidae.
ACUCUUUCUGCCCUCUGUCAUCAGUGUCCGCGUAACUUCACAGUGGGCUCUUUAAGAGGAGAGCCUAUCUGUGUCUGCCGAUCUGUCAGCCGGCGCGGUGCCGCCGCCGCCGCCCUCCACGCGCAUCCUGCUGCAACUCAUGGGGGACUGUAGACUCCCGGCGGGACCGCGGAACUCGCUCAGCGCUGGUGCAUCUAUCAGCAGGCGUAAUGGAUAAUCGAUGAUCCAAGCUAAAAUGCAUCGGGCCCACCAUCCACGCCAUACAGGGUUGUGCAGGUGUAAAGUAACCGGACUGAACGGUUAAAAAGAGAGGGACGCCACAUCGUUUUCCUUUCUCUCUUUCUUUUUAAUCACCGGAUCAUGUCAUACAUGUUUUAUGUGUUGGCCUCGUAGAAAUGACUUUUGGUUUUAACUCUUUGGGAUGGACAGCUUCUUCCUGGACAGGCCUUUUAUUUUAGUUCCAGAAGAUCCGCUGUUUGGUGGUUUGACCGGUUCCGCUGGUGGGACGUUUGGAGGAAGCAGCUUCAGUUAAAUCAAGAAGAGAAGAAGCCAGAGCUCAACAUGUCUUCUGUAGUGGUGUCCGGACAGAGUGAGCUGAGCUUGCGAGAGCUGCCCAUGGAGAGCUGGAUGUCUCACCUGCCAUGUGCUCUGUGGGACACCUCUUUGUACCACCUGGCCAUCCCUGGCAGCCACAACGCAAUAACCUACUGUCUGGAUAUGAACAACAGAUCUCCUGUUGACCCCAUGCAACCAGACAUGCUUCAAAAACUGGACAAAUACAUGAAGCCCCUCAUUCGUCCAUUUGUGUACAAGUGGGCAAUAACCCAGGAAUACACCAUAAAGCAGCAGUUGGACUGUGGGGUCAGAUACUGUGACCUGAGAAUCGCUCACAGGCCCAACGACAACUCCAACGACCUCUACUUCUACCAUGGCGUUUACACCACGCUCACUGUGGAGACCGUCCUCACAGAGAUAAGAGAGUGGCUGGAUGCUCAUCCCAGAGAGGUGGUGAUUCUGUCCUUCAGCCACUUCCUCGGCCUGAACCAGGAGCUCCACAUCCUGCUGCUCACAACCAUCCGCAACAUUUUCACUUCCAAACUCUGUCCCAAAAUGGAUAUGGUAACUCUUCGACAACUGUGGGCUUUGGGCUACCAAGUGAUUGUGUCCUAUGAACACAAUAUAACCAGCUCUCACGGUGACUUGUGGCCACAUAUUCCUUACUGGUGGGCCAACAAAUGCAAAGCUGAGGCUCUUAUCGAAGAGUUCGAACACAGGAAACAAUAUGGCAGACCAGGGGGUUUCUUUGUAACAGGAAUUAAUCUGACUGAGGAUCUGAAAUACAUCUGCACACACCCCACAGAGUCUCUGAAGGACCUGGUAAUGUCCACGUAUCCGAUGCUGCUCAGCUGGGUCAAGGAGCAGACUCCCGGCUCUAAAGUCAGCUCUCUCAAUAUUAUUGCUGGGGACUUUAUCACAGAGAGCAACUUUGUACCAACUGUUGUGACGCUGAAUGAGAAACUACUGAAAUUUUCUUCAUGACUUGUCACCAAAUGCAGUUAUUCUGUAGAAUAACUGAACUGUAGCAUGAAGUUGACACAAGCUUGUUUUGUUAAGAGUGACAGGAAGAAAAAAAACUUCACUACUUGAAUUAUUUAUUUGAACAUGAAUGCACUUGCUGGAGGCAGCCACGUCUACAUUUUAGUCUUAAAGCAGCUUGAAAACAAACUUUUUGGGUAUUUUUUGACCACUUGUUUGCACUGAGCCCGUCUGACGCCAGCUGAGGAAAACAAAAAGCUCAGUGAUAAUCUACUGUCUGAGUUUAUAUAACAUGCUCUUGGUUUAUGCAGUCUGUGCAAGCAGGUUUUUUUACAUUACUCAGGUUUGUGAAACGAGUGCAUGAAUUGAUAAGGAACUAAGGUGAAGCCAGUCUGUGUUUGUCAUUCCUGCAAUCUCAAGGGAUUCUGGUUUUGAUAGCUAAUACACUUCAUAAAUGAGCUAGAUAUUCCUUCAUCAGGUUCAUGUUAAAUGGAAAACCAUGUUUCCAAGGACCACUUUCACUUCAAAGUAAACAGCCUCAGAGAUAAACAUAAUCUCUGAUUAUGUCUGUGAGUGUCCAAAUGAAACUCCUUUGAAAUGACCUGUGGAUGGACAGGCAUCCUACUACUAUUUAUAAAUGAUAAAUAAGGGGAAAUCCUUAAUCCAGAUAGCAGACACACUGGGCCUAAUCUGUGCUACUUUUGGCACUUAAAGCUCAGUUAUGGCACUGGCAAUUGUGUGAAACAAACGUAGUCCAAAUAUGAGGAGCCGGCCUGGACGUAGAUUAUAGCAAGUUGCUUAUGGACUUUCUGCAGUUGUUGUGCUCGCCUUCAUUCUUCUGCUUUUUUCCCCCUUCCUGAUCCUCUUCUUUUUCUCUGGUUUGUUUCUUUCGCUGGUCACAUGUCAGCUAUUCUGCUCAGCACUGCUCCCACAAUUUCUGGUGGCAUUGCUCUGUUGUCUGCGACAAGUGGCAGAUAGCUAAGCUCCCUGAAAACGGACCAAAUUAUGCACGUAACAGACGCAGUAGGCGGACGAAACUGUCCAUCCAUCUGCACAUACAUCUUCUGCAUUGAGCAUAAAUGGGCCUUAAUGGUCACCAAGCCAGACUUAACUAUGAGCUUUAUCAAAAAGGAAAGUUUGAAGGCUAAUCUUAAACCUGCAUGCUGAACUUUGGCAGAUUCUCUCACUUUGGCGCUCCCUAACAAAGGUUGAUUUAGGAUCUAUAUUACAUCUUGUCUCUUCUCUGAGUUCUCUCCAGCCAGUAAAAGUCAGUUCAGUGUUGACUCUUAUUUCCUACUUCGUCACUUUCUCUCUCUCUUUUUUCCCUGCUUCCUCCAACAAUGUCCUCUUGCAUUUCUUUGGUAAAUCAGCCACGGUGUGAGUCCAAAACAACGAGUGAGUUAAUAUCCACUUGCUGGCAUGUGACAUGGUGAUAUAAGGUGAAGUGGAAGUGAUGUCCCGGGCUGGAAGGAAAAGGGGUGAGGUGCAGUUUGUCAGCCUCAGGGCACUGCAGGGCAACAACAGCUCAGGAAUGUGCAUUUAAAUGUCACUGUGCCAUCAAAACACGUCAGAAGCACAGAGUUUUAAGGUCAGACAGUUAUAUAGUGUUGCUUUAAAGAAAGUGUCUGCUUCCUGAACCCAAAAUAGGAGCUAGUUCCAUAAGAGAGGGCACAAUUUGGUUUCAAUUUUUAAAUUAAACAAGCUUAAAAUCUCAUUAUUUAUGAACUAUUACAGUUAAUUUUGUUUUUCUACUUGUCACUAAUCUAAGUCUAAAACUCAAAACGAUAAAUCCAUGAUAUUCUUGGGAAUGGCACAAUGCAUUGCACAGAAAGCAAAACUGAGAGUUUUAUAAACUGACCGAAUGGAUAGCCACUAAGAUUUUUUUUGUUUGUUUGUUUGUUUGUUUUUUCAGCUGUCACCAGACAGGUUCUGAACGUUUGUUUACAUUUAGUCGGCUACUUAUGCAAUGUACUGUAUCAGAUUUCACAAGUCAGCGAGGAGGCCAGUUUUGUGCUAUGCUGACCGAAGCAAUAAUAAUACAACUAUACUCACCUUUCUGUAGGCGUUUUAGAUGCAUAAGCACAAUGUAUUCAACAAGCACAUAUGACUGCAUCGUGCGGGUUGUAAGAUUAAGAUGUAGCUAAACUACCACCUUCAAUACAUAUAUUUAACCACAGAGAAUGUAGAGCUCAUACAUGAAAUGUAUGUAUAAUAAUGCACGGUGAAACUUGUUUGCAUGAACCCAACUUUAACGGCGCUUCUUAAAAAUUGACUUUGGUCAUUAGCUUAGGGCUUGAGUAAAAUGAUGCUGCACCGCUGUGCCUGUGGAGAUGAGCUUUUCCAAUAAACACAAGCAUUUUUAAGCAAAUCAUCUCUUUUUUUCCCAUUUUUAUGCUGGCCAUUCAGAAUGAUGGAUCAAAGUUGGUUUGUUUUGUAUGGGCUCAAUAUUAAGUCAAAGAUUUUGCAGUUGUAAAUGAAUGUUUGCAAAUAAUUUCAGAGUUUGCAUCUUUUACCCUUAUCCUUUUACAAUCCUGCAAACCCUUUAUGCACAUUUGCAAACUUGAAUUUUUCCAGCAGAUUGAUUGAUUGCUUGAUUUACAGAUUCAAACUGAAAUUAUUUGCAAACAUUCAUUCACAACUGCAAAGUCUUUAUGACUUAAUAUUGAGCCCAGAGUUUUCACCUCAUAAAGAAAAGAUGUUUGAAAGUUUCUGAUGCAGGUUACAACAUCCAGAGCUACUGUAAAUAUCAGAUAAAGAUUUAUUAUCUGAUCACUUUCCUUAGUAAAUCAACAGUGUUAGUUCUUUUUAGUUUAAUAGCAUUCUCUUUUUUCUAGGUUUAGGUCUUAGAGUUACAUCAUUGCUGAAUUAUAUCAAGUUCAAUGAGGUUUUCAGUCCAAAACUGUAGAUGAAAUGUAAGUCUAAACUGUUUUCUGUUUCAGGCUGUGGGGAAUGUUAAACCAUGGGGUCCCUAAAGGGCCACGGUGGGAAAAACAGUGCUUUUGUUUCUGUGUGUUCAUUUUCAAUGCUUUUUCUUUUGUUCCCCAACAACUGUUUGCUUCACCUCUGUGAAUCAUUCCUAUACUAGGAUUAGUUCAGUCCUGUCUAGUUUAAUUAUUAUUGUUCAAUGUGAUGAAAAACAGAAAAAUCACUAAGGGUAAAGCAACAAAACAUUUUCCAAGAAAUAAUUGACUAAUGGAAAUACUGUAAAACAAACAAACAAAAAAAAAGUGUAAAAAUAUAUAUAUAUAUAUGUAUCAUUUUAUGAUACUAAACUCCAUGCUCCAAUUUUACUUUUCUGUUUAUGAUCACUGUUAUUCAAAGAAAUCCACCCUGGAGCAUCUAUAACAUUACAACAGCUACACAGCACUCAAUCCUUCUGCUGCUUGAAUUUCAUUUAUUUUAUUUUAUUUUAUUUUAUUUAAAAUACCAUGUGCAGGUACAUUGAUUAUUUGUGCAACAUAAAAAGAUGGCAGCACCAGAUUUAGCAUUAUGCUCAUUUCUAUCUGCAGUUUCUAUCUGCACACAAA